Gymnodraco acuticeps is the source of this 6582-nucleotide messenger RNA. RefSeq names its product zinc finger protein 644b (gene znf644b). NCBI's taxonomy places the organism in Eukaryota, Metazoa, Chordata, Actinopteri, Perciformes, Bathydraconidae. Gene Ontology annotation, biological process: regulation of transcription by RNA polymerase II. Gene Ontology annotation, molecular function: RNA polymerase II cis-regulatory region sequence-specific DNA binding; DNA-binding transcription factor activity, RNA polymerase II-specific. The record is from RefSeq and is a predicted model, not a curated record. Gene Ontology annotation, cellular component: nucleus.
UUUUCAAAAUAUGGCGCCAUGUGUCGCUUUAGUUAAGUAGUAACGUCAUUAUGGUGAGCUGUUUUAAGUUUGAAUGUCGGGGAACUAAAGUGGACGUGAAGCUUUUUCGGGGUGAGCAGUCUACCUCCUGCUGAACAUCCCUCUCCUCUGGACCAGAGUGCAACCUGCGUGAUUUUAAAGCAAAAUGGCGACAGUGUAACGGAGUGGAGAGCCGAGUAACUGGGUCAGGUGCAAUGACAAACCUGAGGACAGCAGUCUUCGUCCUGAGAUGAGUUUUCCAGGAGCCAUGAGGGCUAAUCUGUGCUUCAACAUUCACUGAAAGUAUUGCCACUAUGUCAGAUCUGAAGCCAAAUGCACAAGAGGACGAAGACGUGGAGUCGGUAUGUGACAGCCCAGGUCGUACUCUGGAGCCAUUACAGUGUCACACAUUGUCCCUGAAGUACAAUGCUGCAGGUCUGUCCUCAGAUGAACACGAAAACCCUUUAAAUGGAACCCAGCCGAAUCCAUUUGUAUACAGCAGUGUCCCUGCUGUUCCCCAUGCAGGCAAUUCAUUGCCUUCAGGAGCACUUGUUAAUGGACCUGGUUCACACCCCACCUCAGAGGUACACUGUGUCCUGAACAAAGGCACUAUUUUAUCCAACAAUGUCCUGGAUGCCGCGUGGCAAGCGGAGAAGGACACGAGCCCCGAGGUGUUAUCACCACCUAGUGAGCUUCAAUCAGACGCUUGGAAGAACACAGCGGGGCCCGUCGAAAAAACCCCGGCCACACAGCCAGGUGUCAACACGCCAUCGUCUCACUCGGAGGAGAAUGAGUCCAAACUGGCCUGUUCCACACUGUCAGGUGCAGACAGCGGCGAGGAAAUGCACAUUAGCCAACCUUUGACAAAACAGACAAUGAAAACAAGAUCUCGACGGGACGUAGAAUGCUCAGAAAGCUCCUUGGAUGAUUAUGACGACGCUAAAGUAAUCAGAUGGGAUUCAGAGAGAGAGUGCUUCUCACACAAUGACAGAAGGCUGGAGACCAAAGUGAUGCACCAGAGGGACAGCAAGCACAAUACACAUGUAAAAAGCAUGUCAGGCUCUCUGGAAAAGGUUAACAACAGCUUAAAUCACACAUACAGACGCUGCUGUUUCACCAGUGGCAAUGAUUUGGGAAAUGUUGACACUGCCAACAAAGACGAUUCUUCGUGUACUCAAUCUGAUAUUAGAUAUUCCAGCGUGCCACUCAGAGGCAGUUCUACAAGCACAGCUUCAGACUCCAAACGCCAUAUUUAUAGCACAGCGCAGGAAGGCUGUAAUGAGGGAAAUGACCCUGAAAAUGAAGACAAUUUCAGUUCAAAAGUGGAACAGCUGAAGAAAGAACAAGUGGAACAAGAGACACUUUUCUUUUCAUGCACACUAUGCAAUGUUAAUUUCAAGGAAAAAAGACAUUUCCAUAGACAUAUGAUGUAUCAUUUAGGCAAGCAUAAUCAGAUGAAGAGUGAGGGUGUCUCUCAGCCCUUUAUAUGCAGGGAAUGUGGGCGUUUGUUCUGUGAUAGCAACUCCCUCAUGAGGCACAUCAUUAUUCACCAAGACAGACUGGAAAAACGUAUGAAGGAAAUCAAAGGUCUCAAAAACACCGAAUCCGCAGACCGGGGCACCAAAGUGCAGUGCCCUCGGUGUGUGUUCGGCUGUAAUUGCCCUAAGAUCUCUGUCCAGCAUGCCAGAAUGCAUGAUAAUCUGAAGCACUACUACUUCUGUGAGGAGUGUGACUACAUUACUCUGACAAAGCAGGCACUUGAAGCACACAUACAUGUCGCACACCUCGACACACACCAGCCUAAGUACAGGAAAAUGACUCAUAAUGAUGAUGCACAGGAAGUGGACCAUGUUCAGCGUAGAAUGAGUUUUUUCACAAGCAGAAAUAAAGUAAUAAUUGAAAGAUGUUCCGAGCUGAAGCACCUGCGUUCAAACUAUGGCGAUUCUAAAAAGGUUGCAAACAAGCCCAAAAUCGCCAUGUCUAAACCAAAUCUCUUGACUCUCGGAGAAACGGCCCAUUUUCCCAACCGCUCCAGUACAACAGAGGGCAUUUACAUUCAAAAGUCCAGCGACAAAACUGUAAAUCCUCCUCAGUUUCAGUGCUGCUCUAAAAACAUGCUUUUGCCGUCUUUGUGGAGGGUCGACAGGCAUGGAAAACUACUCCUACAGCAAAAUGUAGAUGUGGCAACUGAUCUCACCUAUGUGAAAAAAGACUCUGAAAACAAUGACUGCGAGGCUUUUGGCAGCUCAAAGCAGGCAAACCGUCCUGCGACUGCUGAUUUUUUACCAUCAGCCAGAAAUCUUAAAUUAGACCAGACGUUCUGUCUGGAUUUCGAGAACCACCCCGAAAACGUGAGUUUACAACUGCGAGCAAACCAAAAUUCUCUGUCAAUAAGAAAAAUGUCAACACCCUUGCAUAGCACUAUUGACAACAUGAACGGUAAUAUAUCGGCAAAGCUUUGCCAGAGGCUCAGGAAACGGUGUGCAGCAGAUGAGGAGUUAGAGAAAGGCUGUGAGGGCAGGGAGAACUCCAGUGAUGACAGCAGUGCAGCUACAGGCAGCUUCUUAGAAAGCCAGAAUGUGAGGAACCCGUAUGCUCGGAGGUAUUUCACAAAGAGGCAGAGGUUCUCAGCCAAAGACCAAAGCCUGCAUGUGUACAAGAAUGAAGAGGAUGGAGAUGAGGACUGUAGUGACAUAGAGCAGCUGGUAAUCAAAGAGGAGCACAUUGAAAGCACAGUGUGUGAUGAUUCCCCAGAGUUGCCUUGCAUGCCUGUAAGUGACAGCGUUGAUGUUUUGCCCUCACCGGGGGUGGAACACAAGCCCUGUCCGUACUGCCCCGCCAUGUUUGAGUCCGGGGUGGGCCUGUCCAAUCACGUGCGAGGGCACCUGCACCGAGUCGGCUUGAGCUAUAACGCUCGACACAUGGUUUCACCAGAGCAGGUGGCACUGCACGACCAUCAGCCACGGAUACGCAGAAGGAUCCCCUGUGCCAUGAGGAAAAUUAGAAAAGCUGUAAAGCCAGAAACCAAAGGAGAGCACACAUGUCCGCUGUGCUGCGGGUGGUUUGAUACUAAGACCGGCCUCUCCAACCAUGUGAGGGGACACCUGAAACGAAUUGGUAGGAGUGCAACCAGCACCAGCAAGUCUCCACUGUCCAUCUUAAAUGAACUGCUGCAGGACAAAAGGGAACAUCAGAACAUCCUCCAGAACCAGCCCCCCCCACCACCCUUUGUCUCUCAGAAGUUAAUCAGCAGCAAUAGUCUGGUCCUGAUGCACAUGGGCAUCCCACUGAAGACCCAGCAUGAAACGAGGAGCCCCGCUCUCAUGUUGGACAGCUUCGUGCCAAAACAGGAGGCAGAGGCUGAAGCACAACUAGACACCAAGGCCUCUUCCAGCACUUUAGUUGGUCUUCUCAAGAUGAGACAGGAACGUAUGCAGCUCACAGCGAGACACAACCAGGAAGCUUAUGGAACCAAGGAGCUCUAUGAUCUGACCAAAGAUUACAUGGAGGAGACCCAGAUCACCAGUGUGGAACCAAAAUGGGUUCACGAUGAAUGUGAUUCGGAUGACAUUUCUAUUCGGUUUAACAACACUUUACCCAGGCUUUCUGGUCAUCUUCGAGGCUACGCACACAGGAAGAGGUUUGCCCUUUUUCAAGAUGCAGGCGAUGAUUAUAAACCGAAGAAGCCAAGGCCCGGGCUAAAGAAGAAGAUUUUACUCUCCUUAAAUGCUGAGAUAUGCACGCUCACCUGCAGGUUCUGUGACCUGGUCUUCCAGGGCCCCCUGUCUAUCCAGGAGGAUUGGAUCAGGCAUCUACAGAGGCACCUCCUGCACACCAGGGUGCCUCAGUCAGGGACCGGGAUGGUGGAGGUUUUGGGUCUUCACAAAGUACAGAUUUCCCAUGAGCACCAAGAUCCAACGUAGAGUUCUACCCAUCUGGAACCUCCAGUUGCCUGAAUUUGCACAUUGUUUGUAUGUGUAUAAUCCAUCAAUUGUUUUAGAUUAGUCCUAGAAAUAUAUAGUGAACUCAAGACUACUUAAAAAGAUAUAUUAAUAUAACUGUUUAAAUUAGCACAAAUGUAUGUAUAGGAUAUUUUACUGUUAUGCUUUGCCUUAUACUUAGCUAGGAAAGCUUAUAAGAUUGAUCUGUAUUGACUGCUAGAUAAGUUAGACAAAACAAUGGGCAGCAGACAUCUCUUCAAUGGAAACUGGUCUGCAGAGCUGCAAUCUUUAGAACAUGUGUUUCUCAUAAAGAAAAGUGCCUUGUCAUAAGCAUUUUAUGAGAAAUCAUAUUCAUUAUGAAAUGAAGAAAAUAUGAACAUUUCUGAAUGUAUUGUAACUUUGUAUUCAAGAUUCAAUUCAAGAUUCAUAGGUCUUAUUGUCAUGGCAAUGAAAAGCUGAAGUCCCAAGCUCCUCUAACAGUCCAACAUACAAUAUGUUUUAAGACAAUUUAGGUCAGAAAAGGUACAUUUCUCAUUACAAGAAAGAAACUUUACUCAAUAUUGUUUUCCUUAGAAACGUUUUAUCACAACAACAAAAUGUAAUAGAAGCGUUGCCAGUCCUAUAUUGGCAAGAUUUAAAAAGCCUGCACUUUUUAAUUAAGUUCAUAUCUCAUUUAGUUUUAGAGAGGAGAUCAAAUAAGGUGUUGUUAAGCAGUGUACACAGGGCUGUCAUUAGUCUGUUCUCUGUCGGAGUUCACCUCGGUGUCUGCAUCACACGCAGCAUCCUUCUUAAUCAAAGUGACAUUCAAGAUGUUAGGACAGCUUGUUCUGCUUAACCUUCAACCAGCAACAUUACAUCUGAAAACAGCCUCUCAAUAUAGCCACGAUAACAUCUUUUGAUAAAGAGAAAACUCUAACAAGGAAACGUCCCCGUUAUUAACAGCAUAGUGUUCAACAUCCAGAUCUGCGUUCCUGAAGUUUUGGACCUAAAUUAGUUGCUUUUUUUCUUCUAUGACUAAGAAUGAAAUUGAAAUAUUCUAUAAAACCACUGGCCACUUUUUUUGCAUUUCGAUAACCUGCCCUCCAUAUGUUUCUUCAUAAACGUGGCGCUUGUUUUGCAGGAUGCAGAGACUCUUCCAUACUUUGACAGGGAAAUGGCUAUGCGAGGUAAAAAGACGACAAAUCAUUUGAAAUGUGUAGAACUUUUCGGGUUUGUCACUGGAAGAUAGCACUUUGUCUUUUGCCAGGACAUGUUGUCAUACACUUUGUCCUUCUCACCCUCUUUUCGGCACCUACAGGAAGUGGGUGAGUCGACGCCAAAAGACUCAACUCACAUGUCGCCAUUAUCAUAAAUACUUCGUAGAAUAUUACAAUUUUAGGAUUUCAAUUUUCAUAUUAGAAAACGUCUUUAAAAAAUAAAUAAAUGUCUCUGUUAUUCAAUUAUGCUUCUCCAAUGAUAUGCACAUUAUUAUAUAACACCUAGAAUGCAAGAAGAAAAAUUCUAAAUAAAAUAAAUAUUUAGCUUUAAUAACCUAAUGUAAUGAAAUGUAUUUAUCUAUUUUUCUUGGAAUAUCCAGCUUUCUAAAAUUGUAGACAUGCAGUGCUUCCUUACAUACACGUUAAGAUAUUACAAUUUCUAUCAAAUAAACUACAUCUACUCUGGCUUACUGCAGAUGUUAUCUUUUAGAUAAAGUGAAUUGUUCUUAAAUAGUUAGACGAAAACAUUUAUUUGUAAUUAUUUGAUAAGUUACAUCAACAGUUGAAUGUAGAUUUGGGAAUUACAGCAUGGCCCAUCCAGAAAACAGUUUCAAGAAGAUGCUGUACUGAUUUGAGGGUAGAUCUACAGUUUAUUAUGUCUUCUAGUUAAAUUGAAGAGAUUAUUUACAGUUUUUGUGGAGAGGUUUAACUAAAGGUUCGCCUUGUGUGGUUCGCUAGCAAACUGCCUGACAAAAAAAUACUCAAUUUGAAGAAAUGGUGGCCAAAUGUGUUGGGCAUUCAACGUCAGGUGAAAAUUGUGUUCCAGAGAAUAAGCUGUAUCUUUUGGAAUAUCAAUGUGGAGAGCCAACGAGAAACAAAGAAAGACAAAACACUGAAGUCACGAUGUUAUAUGCUGCUAUAUCUGUGUUUAAUUAAUAACAUGUCAUGUCAACAAAUGAUAUGUCAACUCUUAUUUAUUAACUUGUGGUUUUAUUUGAAAGUAAAGAUACAGCUGUAUGUGGUGUGCUCAAUUGGAGCAUGCAUGUACUGUAGUGCAUGGGCACGGGUGACAAUUUUCUUCCAAGUGUAAAAGGCUUCUGUGGUCAGAAAUGUAGAAUAUGUUGACCUAUUUGAUUUAUUGUGUUUAAUUAGUUUGAACUACAUUUUGAAUAUGUUUGUAGAUGAUAAGAAUAACAGUAAUUAAGGGUAUAAAUAGUGGAUUGUCCUAUGGGGAGGGGCUUAACAUAUAUAAACCUCUGGCCACAAGUGUUUUGGAGUUAGUCUGACUGUGGCUGUAGAGCAGAGAGGUACCAGUUAUAUUUCUUCGACCUGUACAUAUAUAUUGAGGUUUGUUUUCUUUCUAUUUUGGACUGUAUCCUUGUUGCUUUAUGUUCUUUCAGCAUUUUGGAUGUUAAUAAAAGCACUUA